Messenger RNA from Paramecium sonneborni, 661 nucleotides. The record is from the annotation of a GenBank genome assembly. Lineage: Eukaryota; Ciliophora; Oligohymenophorea; Peniculida; Parameciidae.
AUGGACGAAAAUGAUCCAAAAUAUUCUAGUUAUUUAGAAGUGUUUUCAAGAAUAUGUUAAUUAAAUUAAACUCUUGUAUUAAAUUAUUUAAUUGUAUUGAUUUUGGUACCUCCUCUACAUUAAUUUAAAUUGAUAUUCUUAAGGCAAUAAUGAACUCAAAGUUCUAGCUUUAUAAUUAAUAUAUUAAUCUUAAGAAAAAGGACUUGAACUUUAAAAAUUCAAACCAUAAUUAGCUAUCACUUAUGAAAAACUUAUUGUUGAUAUCUACUUAGUUGAAGGAGGAUUAAAACAAUUAUCUAAAAAUUACAGUUAAUUCCAAUUGCAUGAUAAAAAAGUAUUAUUUAUAUUUAUUAUAGGAUUUACUUCUAAAUUAACUUUUUAACAAAGGUGUCUAAAGUUUUACUUAGGAAGCAAUAGAAUUUCAUCUAAAAAUUGUCAAAAUAGCUAUCAAAGAUUAAAAAGAAUAAAUUUAUUCCUCAGCUGUUUUAGAAAGAUUCUUCACUCUAUCUAAAUAAUAUUUUGAGAAGUGUAUUCAAUCUUCAAAAUUUGAUUUAGCUUCUCCUUGUGAAUUAAAUCGUCUAGGUAAAUAUAUUUAUUAUAUUCUAUUAUAGCUCAUAUUCUGGCAUAAACCAUUGAAUAAGUCAUGUGCUCUAAAUAUUGA